Rhipicephalus microplus (southern cattle tick) is the source of this 2193-nucleotide messenger RNA. RefSeq names its product histone H3.3A. Gene Ontology annotation, molecular function: structural constituent of chromatin; protein heterodimerization activity; DNA binding. Lineage: Eukaryota; Metazoa; Arthropoda; Arachnida; Ixodida; Ixodidae. The record is from RefSeq and is a predicted model, not a curated record. Gene Ontology annotation, cellular component: nucleosome.
ACUUUUUUUUUAUUGUUUCUUGCUCUCUGCAGUGCACGCUCGGUUGUUGUGAGUUGCUUCGUUGUUGUUGCAGGAAGACCCGCGAAAGUGCCCCGGAUUUCGGACUUGACGUAUGUUGGCUCUUAUUCAUGUAGCGCCGAAUUUAGGGCCGACCGGCUUUUUGAGCAGUUUUCGUACGCCAGCGUCGCAGAGUUCGCGUUGCUGCCACGUCUGCCCACACCGGCGGCAGCGUGCCUCAUUGUGCUGCCGUUUCUUCUCAAAAUACCCGUGGCAGCCAUUUUGAUAUAAAGCUUCUCGGCGAAGGACCGUUCGUGUUUUUGGCUUCGGCCCUGACCGUGCACCUGUUGUCGCUGUAACCUGAAGCAGCAUCAGCGAUGGCCCGUACCAAGCAGACCGCCCGUAAGUCUACCGGUGGCAAGGCGCCCCGCAAGCAGCUGGCCACCAAGGCAGCGCGCAAGAGCGCCCCUUCGACGGGCGGCGUCAAGAAGCCCCAUCGCUACAGGCCCGGCACCGUGGCCCUCAGGGAGAUCCGUCGUUACCAAAAAUCCACUGAGCUGCUCAUCCGCAAGCUGCCUUUCCAGCGCCUCGUGCGCGAGAUUGCACAGGACUUCAAGACCGAUUUGCGCUUCCAGAGCGCGGCCAUCGGAGCUCUCCAGGAAGCGAGUGAAGCAUACCUUGUUGGCCUCUUUGAGGACACCAACCUUUGCGCCAUCCAUGCCAAGCGGGUGACCAUCAUGCCCAAGGACAUUCAGCUGGCCAGACGGAUCCGUGGGGAGCGUGCCUAGAGAGACUCCAAAAGAACACUCUUCCUCUCUCUCUCUCUUCGCCCCGCUCGUCGUCCUCUCUUCUACACGCAUCAUCGCCCCUUUCUUCUGUUCCAGUGUUCUUUUUGGUGGCAGCAUUCGGCUAGCCUGGGACACACCAUGCCACCAGCAGCCGUUCACGUGUCUGUGUUACCCAGUGCUGUGUGUGCUUUUGUUGCCGCACUCUCUGGCGUUAUUUUUCAGCAGUGGCCACCACUGCGCGGCCGUGAACCUGCCAGUGCUCCCCUCCCGAAAUCUCGAAAGUGCCCUGUGACAUCUCAUUGUUGUCCUGCUGCGUAAUUCGCCUUUGCCCUCCCUUACUUUAUGCCCACUGCAUAUGCUCGAGGCAAUAUUGGCCUACACUUCACAGGUUCUUUUUUGAUGUAUUUUUUUUCUAGACCUGUUAGUUCUGCGCACUUAAUUUCAUGAACCAUGUCAUCGUGUAGUGUUGCAUUGACUGGUCGUGGUGCACAGAUCGCAGCAGUUCUGCCAUGUGCACACAACGUAGCCUUGGUUAGUCAACUUCACGGUGAAUUCACAACCACUCCGAGAAACAGACAUCACGGUGUAUGUCUAUGUGUGGUUUUGAAUUAAAAUAUGUACCACCUAAGGUAGCCCUGCAUUGCAGCUGUAUUGUUCAGCCUCUUGUAAACUGGUUUGAAGGGGAGGGGGGCACUUGCAGUCUGUGAAAUUAUUUUGCAAGCUUUUGUGCUAAAAGGGUGACAACACUGUCAUGUGGAGUUUCGUUUCCAUUCAGAGCUUUAGUCUACAAAUGGGCCCCUUCUACCAAUGCAAUGUACUUAUAAAUACAAUCUUGUUUGUUAUGGCAAAUCUGGAUCCACAUCGAUGGGAAAAAAGCUAGGGAAAUUGGGUUCGCUAUCCUUGUGUAGUCUACAAAUUCAAUCCAAAAAGAACUGUGAAUUAUUUCAUCUACAACUGCAGCUUUUACAAGCAUUGCUCAGUUUAACAUGAGCUAUUGUUUGUGCACCAGAUAAUUUUCCAAGAGUCUCCUGUGUGUGUUCUCAGAUUUUGUUUUUAUUUUUUUUUUCUACCACUGCCAGUUUUGCUGUAAAAAAAAGGGGGAACUGCCUUGUACUUUUCAGUUUUUAUGGUUGUAAUUUGUUGUAUAUCUGGGACUUUUUUUUUUUCACUUGUAUGGAAGACGAGCUGUCUACUGUCACGUUUGUGUACAAUUGUGUAGAGAGAGGGGCUAACAAGUGUUUUUAAUAAGUGUUUGCAUAUCUAUUCAACAUCAUGUCACCGCCAUUAUAUCUUUCAUGUAGAGCUAGUUAACUGGUCAAGCGACGGGUCGUCAAUGUGUUUGUCAAAUCUGGUCUUCACCGUGAUUGAAACAAUGAAAUUGGAAUAAAGUGCAUCACAUUCCAAUUCA